Messenger RNA from Polychytrium aggregatum, 5032 nucleotides. RefSeq lists its product as uncharacterized. NCBI's taxonomy places the organism in Eukaryota, Fungi, Chytridiomycota, Chytridiomycetes, Polychytriales. Gene Ontology annotation, cellular component: nuclear pore. Bases 153 to 4907 code for a protein of 1584 amino acids. Gene Ontology annotation, molecular function: structural constituent of nuclear pore. The record is from RefSeq and is a predicted model, not a curated record. The transcript has 11 exons.
AUCCAGAACCGACCAGGACCGAUCCAUCUCCAGCAGGAGCGCCCGGCAUCCGAUCUCGACGGCGCACGUCCCGCAGCAGUCGCAUUCUAUCCAGCCACUGCCUCACUGACCCACCCCCAGUCCUGGGCACCUACUCUGUUCAGCGCCCUGCCAUGCCCUGGAUCCGAGAAACCCCGGUGCCCAUCCACGAGGUCUACGAGCGACCCGGCCACGGAGACGGCCACCCAGCGCCGGCCGUCGGCCCGGUCUCCCAUCUGACCAUCGAAGCCGACGGCGUCGACCCCACGUACUACCCCACCUUCGAUCUGAUGCGCUAUGAUCAAUUGGCAUCAUAUUCUCCCCUGGGCUCGACAUUCCACCUCUACGAUCGAGCCAGCUCGGCUCGGGAGUACGCACGCGCGGAUGGCUCAGACUCGAAUCAUGAUGCAGAGACGGAGGGCUCUGAGCAAACAACAAUAUGUGUCAUGUCGGGCUAUUGGCAUAUUCUGGGAAACCGCCGGACCUGUCUGGAAAUCAAGACCUUUCCUCCCCCCAUCGUCGGCGACCCUGACGACCAGAGCAUCUUUUUGAGCUCCCUGUCGAACCAGUCGAUCCAGAUUCACCUUCCCGAGCCGGCCCUGCCAGAUCCUGCUCUAUUUUACUGCAAAGAAACCCAGUCGAUCCUGGUCCACGUAGUGCUCGCAUCUGGCGAGCUGCGGCGCUUCCAGAUCUCCGUCGUCGAGGCGCAGGACGUGGUGCUCAGCGAGCUCACUCCCGUGGUCUUUGACCCUGCACUCUCGGAUCCUGGGACCAAGCCCAGGCUGCCGGUGCUGGUCUCCAUGCCGGAUGUCAACCAAGCCUGGGUCUCGUUCUCGGACGGAGCGCUUCUCUAUCUCGAUAUUCGCAAUGGAUUAGAAGCCCAGGUCAUCCUACAAGACAGCCCGAACUUGAUGGGCAAGCUGACCUCGCUGGUCCCCAAGCUACUCCAGAGCAAGCUCUAUCGCCAAUCCUCAAUCCAGGCUGCCGAAAUCGAGGAGCCGGACUGGCCCGUCUCGCUUGUGACCGAGGAGAAUCUUCCGGUGGCCGUGGUGCUGACGCGCGAGGGCCGCAUUCGAGUCUGGGAUGCUGUCCAAAAACGAUGCUUGAAGAGCAUCCAGUUGGAACAGGAGCUGCUGACAACGGUGGACGAGAGCAUGCAGAGAAUCUGCUCGUUUUCCAAGGUCUCGCAAGAAGCUCGGUACCACAUGAAAGCCUUUGACUGGAUCGUCGACGACAACACCGGCGACCAGAGCUUCAAGCUAGCUCUGCUGAUUCCGACCGCGCACUCGGCAGCGCCCAUCCUGCUCGUGAGCCAAGUUCAGUAUACUCGUGGAACUGCCGACAUCAGCCCUAUUCACAAAUCGAUAUGCCACUGGGAUGACGAUGCCGGAACCACCAUCGCCGAUCAUCUGGUCGACUUUUUCGUUGUGCCGUCCUCGUGUCUGGGCGGCAACGUUCUGUCGGCUCAGCCCGGCGAUCCGACUGUUGUCGACAGGUCCUGGGCCAUCUGUGGCGCCUGGGAGCGCCAGUGCCAGAGCUAUGCGCGCUACACACACAUUAUUUUAACCACCGCCGGUCCCGAGGUGCCUUCCAAGCAUAUAACCCCGCAGCGGUGGAUCUCGAUCUGGACUCGGCCGCGACAAUUGCUGGACGUUCCAGAAUCGGAGCAGCGCAUUCAAGCCAACGAUAUUGACGAGCUCUUCCUGAAGCACCUGGUCGCCAGCGAACGAUUCAGUACAACCGUUCUGCACAACGUCCUGGAGCAGUACGUCGAGUUCUAUAGCGUGCCUCUGCCUGACCUGAUCAAGAUUCCUCUGGGCCGGUGUAUCACGAUGGCAGUGCACGAAGCCGUAAAGCAAGCCACGGACCUGUCGCCUAUAGACGAUCAAGUCCUUCUUGAGGCCGCCCAGAUCCACCACGAAGAGCUCCGAGAGAAAUGGGGACGGUUCCUGGCCAUGUGCAUCGAGCUCGACAUUGUCGAAAACACGCCGCUCGGUCUGGGCAUCAACCCGAUCACAGGGCUUGUCACCAUGGUCAAGCGUGGCGGCUUCAGUAUUCUCCGUAUGUGCGAUGCUUCCGAGGUCUUGUGCCUGCAGCAGAACGCUGUCUCUGGAGGAUUCGACUCGUCGGCCUUUGCCAUGCUGGCACCCUCGUGGCUGAAGCGAUACCCGGGCCUCUGCUCAAGUCAGUUCCGACACAAUGCCACCGUCUUCUUUGACGUUGUUGACCACGUCAACCAAGUGGUCCACCCAUGCGACAUCAAGGCCUUUGAAGAGGAUGUCGCGUAUAGCCUCUCAAGCCACGACAGCGUCGGCAUGACGAUAUCAUACGUGGCCUCGCUCUACAGCAAACACUUCCAUGAACUCGCGCGAAGCCCCGAGGACGUCAAUGCGCUUCUGCGUGAGCUCAGCGGAAUCGAAGAGUUUCCUGUGUGGUACACCGAGAUGAUUGAUCUUCUCGGCGGCAAGGAUGCGCUUUCGACUACAAGCACCCCCUGGCAGUGGCCGUCUUUCUCGGACGGGCAGCGCUCCGACAUGAUGCAGUUGAUCUUUGUCGCCAGUCAGAAGCAGAUCAUCGAGUCCAGAUACGAGCUCUGCCGCAACUUUUUGGUGUUCCUGACGGUCCUGAAGAGCCAAGGCCAUCGCUUGGGUCUGCGGUUCGAGGUGCCCAAGGUCACUUUUUUGAGCACGUGUGUGCUGUUCCAGUCGCUUUACUUUUUGAAGUGGAGCGGCGAGCGACGCACGCGCCGGUCUCUCCCGCGGCGGGACGAGAUUGGCGUCGAAGGCCGUCUGCAAACGCUCAGUCUCGCUGGCAGCCAUCCCGAGUACCAAAGUGACCUCGUCCUGGCCAAGAUCAUCAACUAUCGGCUCUGUCAUCGCGACCAACCAUCGGCCAGCUUCGAAGAGGGCCUGUUUAGCGAAAUUACGGCUGUUGUCAGCGCACGCAUGGCCAAGCUCGAAAUUCUGGCGCCGGUGUCGCUGCGAACCAGCAACGUAUUCAAGAACACACAGGAAGACCAGGUCCGACGGGGUUACUUUGAACUAUUGCUCCCGAUCUGGCGACUGGGCGAGUAUGAGCUCCUGUCCGAGGGCCUGAAGAUGGUGCCCUUCUGCGGAUGCACCGGCGUGAGCGCCAAGGGGCCGGGUAGCGGGAUCAUGUAUCUCGCUGGUAUCACGAAGCUCGAACUCGGCGAGAUCGAGAGAUCCAAGACAUAUCUUGAACGGGCAGUGCUAUCGUUUGACGAGGCCAGUCGCAAGGACCUGGACAUGCUCCACCCAGGUUUUGCACAGUCUCUGAACCUUGAGGCGUACUAUGAGCACAUCAUUCGAAUCUACGAACAGAAGAAGAUAUCCGACGGCGUUGUGCACUUUGUGUUGCUUGCAAUGUCGAUUGCUGUCCCGGAGAAGAUGAACCGCUAUCGCAUGCGGCUGUUCCAUGAAUAUUUGGAGCUGCUGGACUUUGAUGCAGCCUACACGGCCCUCAUGUCCAAUACAGAGCCGACCAGCCAAAAGAACUGCCUCGAGCGAUUUGUGACUAAGCUCUGUGAGCACGGCGAGAUCGAGGCGCUCUGCACAAAGUACUCGUUCUCCGGGCUCGGAACCGAUGUCGAGAGAUUCCUCAAGUUCAAGGCCAGCACGCAGGUGCUCGGGCCAGACCGACGCAGCGAUGCAGUGAACUCGGGCGAAGUGCCCAACUACUAUCGCAUCCUGUACAGCUACUAUGUAUUCCGGGGCGACUUUCGCAGCGCCGGGCUGGCGAUGUAUGAGAAUGCCUGUGCCCUCGCUUCGAUCAAGCUCUUCCAAGGAUCCCGCCUCCAUGAGGGACCUGGUGCUGGCGACCUGUCCGUUCGCCACCGCCAAAGCAUCCAGCCGUCGUCGGUGGUUACAGAGAAGGAAAUCACCACUCUUACCCGGCAGCAGGCCGAGUGCUACCUCGUGGCUAUCAACAUUCUAUCGCUCCUCGAGCCAUCAGAGGCCUUCUUGUUGGUGGAGACAAAGUCAUCCUCGCUGGAGGACCCAUGCGAAUGGAAGGUCGGAGCAAACCGCAAGCGUCAGAAGAUCCUGGAAACGGAUGUGAAUGGCCAGGGCUCUGCUCUGGAUGGCAAGACCACCAGGAUGGUGACUCUCCAGGACCUGCGCCAAGGGUAUAUCCUCACGCUGGCCAAGCUUGAGCUGUCAGCCCUUCCGAUGACAUCGUACCUGGCGAGCUCGACUCUGCCACUCCGGCCACAGUCAGCUGUAGAUCUCUAUAUCCAUGCAAGCCAGUUCGAUCAGGCCUUCAGUAUCGCAAAGCUAUUCGAUCUUGACAUGAAGUCCAUUUUUGAGAACUGUGCCCGCAAGUGCAUCAAGAUGGCUUGGGCGGAACGGAACCAAACCGAAAUCGCCGACGAAGACUAUGAGAUUCUCAAGGAGCGGCCGGCAUCGUGGGAGGGCACGGCGUCGCGCUCGGCCUGGCGGCUGCUCGAGAACUAUCUUCGCCUGCACGACCGGGCUGAAGAUGGGCUCGUGCACCGCCGAGCAGUUGUGGAGGUGGUCCUGCGAGAAGACCCCUCAAGCAUGCCUGUGUGGCUCCGCGACUCGUUUAUGACCAACCGCCCUGAGGAGCUGCUCAACGCCUAUCUCCGGAACAACCUCGUCGAGGACGCCGUCCGGUUUGCCACGCGAUAUAUCGCCGAGUAUCUCCGGUCCGCCGAACUCCGAGCUGGCCAGACGCAACAGGCCGAGCUGUGGCUCCCAUACACCACGAUCGAUCGGGUGGCCGCCAGCGCCAGCGUCAUCCUCCAGAGCCAUGGCGGAGAUUCCCUCGACAGCCUCAAGGCGCUCACGGAGCGAUUGACGCAGGCGCUUGAUGGGUACCUGAGCUUUGUCGGGCGCGAGAGCCGGGCAUGAGCAACAUGCGAGCGCCGGGCAUGAGCAACAUGCGAGCGCCGUGCGGGCAUCGUGAGAACGUCGCGAGCACCAGACGCAGAAUAGAGUGCGCCCCAAAUGAAACGGACCACCCUGUUUUUGCAAUU